Molecule: messenger RNA, 1257 nt
Organism: Aspergillus fumigatus Af293
Lineage: Eukaryota; Fungi; Ascomycota; Eurotiomycetes; Eurotiales; Aspergillaceae
Gene: kat1
Product: putative 3-ketoacyl-CoA ketothiolase (Kat1)
Biological process (GO): fatty acid beta-oxidation; phenylacetate catabolic process
Cellular component (GO): peroxisome
Molecular function (GO): acetyl-CoA C-acyltransferase activity
Source: RefSeq, a predicted model, not a curated record
AUGGCCGCAGAUCGCCUAAGCUCACUUCUGAACCACCUUCGCCCUUCCGGGGGAAGCGGAGUCUCCGCCAUCACACAGAAGAACCCCGAUGACGUUGUCAUCACCCUUGCGCUGCGGACGCCACUUACCAAGGCCGCCAAGGGCGGCUUCAAGGACACCGACCUGGACUACAUGAUCUACGCUCUAUUGAAGGAGGUAGUGCAGAAGUCGAAGCUCGAUCCUGCCCUCAUCGAGGACGUCUGUCUGGGCAAUGUCAACGACGGCAAAGCGGCCUACCUCGUGCGCGCGGCCGCCCUCGCCGCCGGCAUCCCCCACACAGCCGGCGCGUCGUCGGUCAACCGGUUCUGCUCCUCUGGGCUGAAGGCCGUGCAAGACAUCGCGAACCAGAUCCAGCUGGGCGCGAUCGACGUGGGCAUCGCGGUCGGCGCGGAGCUGAUGUCUGCAGGCGGCGACCGGCUGCCGCGGCCGUUCAACGAGGAGGUGCUCAAGAACCAGGAAGCGGCGGACUGCAUGCAGCCGAUGGGCCAGACGUCGGAGAACGUGGGCGCGGACUUCAACAUCACGCGCGAGAUGCAGGAUACGUACGCGGCGGAGUCGUUCCGGCGGGCCGAGGCGGCGCAGAAGGCGGGCUGGUUCGAUGAUGAGAUCGUCCCCAUCACGACUAAGGUGAAGGAUCCCAAGACUGGAGAGGUCAAGACUGUGACCCUUACCCGCGACGAGGGCAUUCGGUAUGGUACCACUGUUGAAGCGCUGAGCAAGAUCCGGCCUGCGUUCCCGCAGUUUGGAACCCGGACGACGGGCGGUAAUGCCAGUCAGGUUACUGAUGGAGCUGCUGCUAUCCUACUCAUGCGCCGCUCCAAGGCCAUCGAGCUCAACCAGCCCAUCCUGGCCAAGUUCUGCGGCGCGACUGUCGCCGGUGUGCCGCCGCGCGUGAUGGGCAUCGGUCCCACCGCGGCGAUCCCCAAGUUGCUGUCCAAGUUCAACCUCAGCAAGGACGACAUUGACAUCUACGAGAUCAACGAGGCCUUUGCCUCGAUGGCUGUGUACUGCCUGAAGAACCUCGGCCUGGACCAUGCCAAGGUCAACCCGCGCGGUGGUGCGAUUGCGCUCGGCCACCCGUUGGGCGCGACGGGUGCCCGUCAGAUCUGCACAAUUCUCAGCGAAGCGCGGCGGACGAAGAGCAAGAUCCUGGUUACGAGUAUGUGCAUCGGCACUGGCCAGGGAAUGGCUGGUUUGUUUGUGAACGAGCAGGUUUAA